Dama dama (fallow deer) is the source of this 482-nucleotide messenger RNA. RefSeq names its product COMM domain-containing protein 6-like. The record is from RefSeq and is a predicted model, not a curated record. The transcript has a single exon. NCBI's taxonomy places the organism in Eukaryota, Metazoa, Chordata, Mammalia, Artiodactyla, Cervidae. Bases 24 to 305 code for a protein of 93 amino acids. Gene Ontology annotation, molecular function: NF-kappaB binding.
CCUGGGAGCGACCACCUGAGUGGAUGGUGGGAUCCCUGAACCGUGUUAUGGAGGAUUCCGGUGAGCCCCAGUUGGAUGCUAAGUCCAAGGUCACCAACCAGCUCAUAGAUUUUCAGUGGAAGCUGGGUAUGGCUGUGAGCUGUGACAGUUGCAGAUCUCUUAAGUAUCCUUAUGUUGCAGUGAUGCUGAAAGUGGCAGAUCAUUCAGGCCAAGUGAAGAACAAGUCCUUUGAAAUGACAAUCCCACAGUUUCAGAAUUUCUACAGACAAUUCAAGGAAAUUGCUGCAAUUAUUGAAACUGUGUGAAAACUGAUUCUAAACCGAAAAUAAUCUAAAAUCACGGACUUCACUUUCUGCAACAAAGCUGCUUAAGGAUCGAAUGAUAUUUAUUGAAUGAAAAUUAUACUUUUGGUUUUCUACUUUUUAAAAUAAUAAUAAAAAAAAUCAGACAAACAGGAAUUACAAAGUGGUGAUCAAUGCACA